Messenger RNA from Cuculus canorus (common cuckoo), 3487 nucleotides. RefSeq names its product ras homolog family member T2 (gene RHOT2). The record is from RefSeq and is a predicted model, not a curated record. Lineage: Eukaryota; Metazoa; Chordata; Aves; Cuculiformes; Cuculidae. Gene Ontology annotation, cellular component: mitochondrial outer membrane. Gene Ontology annotation, molecular function: calcium ion binding; GTPase activity; GTP binding. Gene Ontology annotation, biological process: mitochondrion transport along microtubule; small GTPase-mediated signal transduction; mitochondrion organization. The transcript is spliced from 19 exons. The coding region runs from base 82 to 1950 and encodes 622 amino acids.
CCGUUCCGUGACGGCCCCGGUAUGCUGUUGGCGCGUAUGCCAUGAUAACAGCCCCGCUGUCCGGUAGCCACGUCCCCUGCCAUGAAAGCUCCAGUGUCCGGUAGCCGUGGUCCCCUCCACAACGGCCCAGCCCAGGUGGGGAAGACAUCCCUGAUCAUGGCUCUGGUGGGCGAGGAGUUCCCCGAAGAGGUUCCACCUCGCGCGGAGGAGAUCACGAUCCCGGCGGAUGUCACCCCUGAGAAGGUCCCCACUCACAUAGUGGACUACUCAGAGUCAGAGCAGACAGAGGAUGAGCUACAAGAGGAGAUCGCAAAGGCCAACGUGGUCUGCGUGGUGUACGACGUCACCAAGGAGGCCACCGUUGAGAAGAUUCGCACAAAAUGGAUCCCUAUGGUGAACGGUGGAGUUGAAAAGGGCUCCAGGAUCCCUAUUAUUUUAGUGGGAAACAAGUCCGACCUGCAGGUGGGGAGCUCCAUGGAUGUCAUCCUGCCCAUCAUGAACCAGUUCUCGGAGAUUGAGACCUGUGUGGAGUGCUCUGCCAAGAACCUCAAGAACAUCUCUGAGCUCUUCUACUAUGCCCAGAAAGCUGUGCUGCACCCCACCGCUCCGCUCUAUGACCCAGAGGAGAAGCAGCUGAAACCUGCGUGUGCACGAGCGCUGACCAGAAUAUUCAACCUCUCGGAUCAAGAUAACAAUCAGAUCCUUAGUGAUGAUGAACUCAACUACUUCCAGAAGUCCUGCUUUGGAAACCCGCUGGCUCCUCAGGCCCUGGAGGAUGUGAAGAUGGUUGUGUGGAAGAACACCACAGACGGGGUGCAGGACAAUGGCCUGACGUUGAAUGGCUUCCUCUUCCUCAACACGCUUUUCAUCCAGAGAGGCCGGCACGAGACCACCUGGACCAUCCUUCGCCGCUUCGGUUAUGACGAUGAACUGGAGCUGACGGAUGACUAUCUCUACCCACAGUUCCGCCUGCCACCCGGCUGCUCCACAGAGCUCAACCACUUGGGCUACCAGUUCCUGCAGCGGAUGUUUGAGAAGCACGACAAGGACCAGGAUGGAGCCCUUUCCCCCACAGAGCUGCAGAACUUGUUCAGCGUCUUCCCCUGUGUGCCCUGGGGUCCCGAGCUCUACAACACGGUAUGCACCACUGAUAAGGGCCUGCUUUCCCUGCAUGGAUUCCUCUGCCAGUGGACGCUUGUGGCUUACCUCGAUGUGCGGCACUGCCUGGAGUGCCUGGGCUACUUGGGCUACCCCAUCCUCUCGGAGCAGGACUCCCAGACACAAGCUCUCACAGUGACCCGGGAAAAGAGGAUCGACCUGGAGAAAGGCCAGACUCAGAGAAAUGUCUUCCUCUGCAAGGUGCUGGGAGCCAGGGGUGCAGGCAAGUCUGCCUUCCUGCAGGCCUUCCUCGGCAGGAGCCUCGCGGCCCAGAGGGAGAAUCCAGGAGUGCCAUCUCUCUACGCAAUCAACACGGUGCAGGUUGGCGGCCAGGAGAAGUACCUUAUACUGUAUGAAGUCAGCGCCGACACGAAGUUCAUGAAGCCGUCGGACGCAGCCUGCGAUGUCGCCUGCUUCAUCUACAACAUGAGCGACGCCAGGUCCUUCAGUUACUGUGCCAGUAUUUAUAAGCAACACUACAUGGACAGCCAGAUCCCCUGCGUCUUCGUGGCUUCCAAGACGGACCUGCCAGAGGCGAGUCAGCAGCCCGCGCUCUCACCAGCUGAGUUCUGCUACAAGCACUGUCUCCCGCCGCCCUUCCUUUUCUCCUGCCACAGCCAGGGCCCACCCAGCACCACCAUCUACACCAAGCUGGCCACUGCCGCCACCUUCCCCCACUUGAACGCCGUGGAGCUGGGAGCCGCGUCCUUCUGGCUCCGGGUGGCUCUGGGGGCCACGGUGACUGCUCUGGUAGGGUUCACCCUGUACCGUGUGCUGGCCAAGAAUAAAUAAGCGUCGCUCUCCACUCCGUCCUCCCCACAGCACCAGCUUCCCCCUCCCGAAGGACACCCCACUGAGGGGCCCUGCCUCACACUGGUCCCUGCUGGGAGAAAUCUUCCUUUCCCCGCCAGCCUGGACUGCAAGACCAGUGAAACUGGACUUCCCAGCACCAGCAGGAUAGAUCCCGGUGCACCAGCCGGCCUCAGCAGCCUCCUUGCCCACAUGGCUCCUGUGCAGCUGGGGCCCAGCAGCUCUGCCACCAGCAGUGGGAGGAUCUCGCCCCCAUCUUUUAUUCUAUUAAGGUUUUUUUUUAACGUUUGUUUUUAAGCUCAAACGUGAGUGAUUCAGUAUCUGCUGAGCCAGGCACCUCCGUUCCCCAGAGGGCUGUGCUGGUGCCCUCAAUUCUUGGGGGCAGCAUUCCCAGAGCUUCCAGCAGCAGAAGAGCUGUCAAAUGAGCUCAUGGCUUUAGCCCCAUGGGACACCUCGAGCCCCAGUCCCUGUUUCCCUCUCCCAGCGCUAGGACCAGCAGCCAUGGAGGGUCAGACACAUCUGGGAAGUCUUUUUGUUUUGGAGUCAUUCUGGGACCCUGCUGCUGGGCUGCUGUGGCUGUGGCCCCCCCAGUGCUGGGCUGCGAGGUGAGGGGUGAUACCCGGGAUCUGUCCCAGGCUCCUUUUAUUUCUGCACCAAACUGCUUGGAGUCCUGCAGCGUGCCAGGAUCUUGGCCCAUCUGCCCUCCUCCUGUUCCCGGCUGUGUGGCCUGGCCACCGGUGUUCAGAGGGGCCUGGGAGCCAGGGUGCCCUCCUUCCCUGGCAGUGCCAUUGCUGAGCCGGUGCCACACUGUGCCACAUGGCCCUUGUCCUGCUGUCCCCUCGGCAGGGUCCUGGUCAUACUGAGGCGGUCCCAGAGUGCAAGGCUCUGGGCGUUGCAUCUCCUGGUAUAACUGGAAGCUCUUUCCUCCCCUGUCUGUACCCGAGCCGGCUUCGGCUGCCAGGCUGAAGUCACAGCCCAGCACAGAUCUGGGGCCGGAGUCCCACAGUGUCCCUGUCUCCAAAUCCCGGAGAGCGAAGCCAGGCUGUGCUGGCCCCCGUGCUCGGCUCACGCCCGUCCCUGGGCUCCCAUUCUGCCGAGGGGAGCUCAGCUCCGCUCGGGACUCACUGAUGCCGGCUCUUAGGCUUUUUGAGCACACUCAGGUUAGGUUUCUGCGCAGGCAGCUGGGGGGGCAGCACCGAGGUGCAGCCGAGCUGCUUCUCUGUGUUUUGUCUUUUUAAACUUGUCGUGGACUGGACCUGGCCGGAUGGGGCUCCCUGCCGGUGCCGGAGCCACUCUGCCAGCCAGGCCCCCGCUGCCAUCGCCACUGGCUCGUGGUUCCUGGCGCUGCCAGGGCAGUGUCCUGGGGGUUUGUGUACCCCUCUCCACACCGAGACCAGCGUAUGUGGCACUGCUCACCAGGCCCCUGCCUGGCAGUCUGACCCUGCUCCCGGCACAGUCCAUGCCUGGCAAAGCCAUUCCGUUUUAGGACAUUCUUUCUCUACAGCAGAAUAAAUUUUUA